Molecule: messenger RNA, 798 nt
Organism: Tigriopus californicus
Lineage: Eukaryota; Metazoa; Arthropoda; Copepoda; Harpacticoida; Harpacticidae
Exons: 1
Coding region: 1-798 (265 amino acids)
Source: RefSeq, a predicted model, not a curated record
AUGUCGGUGGAGGAGGCUUGGCAGUUCUUUCGGGAUCAGAUCGAUACGGGGAUGUCCAUGUUUGUACCGUGGAGAUGGCCCCGGGAGGAGAGCAGACCUGUGUGGAUGGCGGAUGACUUAACCCGUAAAAUUUGGAAGAAGCAAAGAUUAUGGUCAAGAUAUAGGAAUACCAGGGACGAAAGCGACCAUUUGAAGUUCAAAUCAUAUAAGAGCAAGGUCCACAGAUGGAUCAGGGAUGCCAAGUUGGGUUUCGAGAAAUCUCUUUCGAUCAGGAAGAAUGUGCGUUCCCUCCAUGCAUAUGUCCGCUAUGUGAGGAGGGGCAGCAAGUCCAUUAAUGCAAUUGAGAAUGCUCAAGGCGUUCCCCAUCACCGGAAAGUGGGUAUGGCAAAUAUUCUCAACGACUAUUUCUCCUCUGUCUUCAACAAGAGGGAUAACGACCCCUCUCCUUUUCGUUACUCUAACAAUGGUCCCGUGCUCUCCAAAGUUGUGUUCUACUCGUCCAAAGUAUUAGCCGAACUGAAUAAGCUCAAUGCCCCCUCUGCUCCAGGUCCCGAUGGCAUUUCGGCUUUCAUUUUAAGGCGUUUGACCUCGUCUUUGGCGGGUCCAUUGGCCAUCUUGUUCAACAUGUUCCUGAAGUCGGCUUACCUACCUGGAGAUUAUUUUUUGGGAAAUGUGUGCCCCAUUCAUAAGGGUGGUGCCACUUCGAAGCCCUCAAAUUACAGACCAGUUUCACUGACGGCUGUCUGCUGUAAAGUGAUGAAAAAGAAUUAUGAGGGACAACAUUUCGGCAUUCCUUGA